GCACAUGCGCUUAACCAUACUUCUCACAUGUAUUUGAAGUUAUUUAUGUCUAGUCAGUAUCAAAAUCAGAAGUUGUAUUAUUAUAUAGUGAAAAUUAUGUUUUUGUUAUAAGUAUAUUUCUAAUUAAUAAACGAGAAGAUUUAGUGAUUUAAUUCGAACAGCUCCAAAAUGACUUCAAGAAUAACAGAUGAAUCUUCAAAUAACUCACUUUCAACUAGAUUUGCAACAGUAUCUGUUGUAUUUAUAUUCUUAACAUCUAUAUUAGUAUUAUUUCUUGUUUAUAGUACAUUCCCUAAAGUAACAGACGAAGAAAGACAACAUUUAAAAGUACCUUGGAAUAUAGAGGAUGCUAAAAAUUUAGGAAUUGUUUUGAAUAAAUAUAAAAUUGAUAAUUAUUAUCAAGUUAUGGCGGGUGUUUUCAUUACAUAUAUAUUUCUUCAAACGUUCGCGAUACCUGGAUCACUAUUUCUGUCGAUCCUCUCUGGAUUUUUAUUUCCAUUUUUCACAGCAUUAGCUCUAGUUUGUACUUGCUCGAUGUUAGGAGCUUCACUUUGUUUUCUUCUAUCGCAACUAUUAGGGAGAAAAUUAGUGCUACGUUAUUUCCCGGAAAGAGCCAGGAACUGGGCAGUACAAGUAGAAAAACACAAAUCCAAUAUGUUUAAUUAUAUAGUGUUUUUAAGGGUGACACCGUUCUUGCCAAAUUGGUUUAUUAAUUUGACAGCCCCGGUGAUUGGAGUGCCUUUAUAUCCUUUCGCUGUAGGUACAUUCUUUGGGGUAGCACCACCAUCAUUCAUAGCCAUACAGGGUGGGCAGACUUUACAGGAGAUGACUGCUAGUGAUACAGCCUUCAAUUUGACUUCGUUGAUGUGGUUGUUAGUAUUCGGGAUCGUUUCGUUGAUUCCUAUAUUUUUAAAGGGUAAAAUCAGGGAGAAAAUUGAAUAAAUUUGGUGUGUGUGUGUGUGUGUGUGUGUGUAUGCUAUUUAUUUAUUUGUAUAGAUUAUUCUUAUUAAACUGUAGGUAUAAUGUUUUUUUUUUCAUUCUAAUUUAUAAUUUGGAUAUAAUGAUAUAUCUUUAGUUGAAAAAAUAUUGUUGGGGUACAUAAUAGUAAUAGAGAACUCAAAUUUUAAGAGGUUCAAAUAAAUAGGAGCGUCGUCGACGGUAGCGUUUUUGAGAUACAGGUCGUGAAAGUUGAAUAAAAAAAAUUUUGGGUUAAUUAAAGUUUAGUACAGGAUUGUUGAUCGAGGUAUUUGGAAGGUAAAAUUAUUUUUGAGGUCUACUGAUGAUAACAUUAAUGGUGGCAGUUGUUUAGAUUUUGACUGGUAGUACAUUUAGUAUUUCUAAUUUUUUAAAUGUUGAAAUUACAACAGAUUUCUUAGUGUAUCUGUUACCCCUUUUUAAUUUAUCAUCUGAUUUUUUCUUAACAAAUCACUUCAAUAAUUGUGAAAAAAAAACGAUUAUACCUACAGUUUUAGAACAAAAUUAGUUUGAUUAUGAAAGUGAUUAUAAAAACUCAUAUUUUUGUGUUAACUAAAUCCGAUUGUUUGACUUUGAUUUUUUUUUGUUUUUAUUCAUAUCUCAGUACAAUUUCGUUAAAUAAACAGUGAAAAAAUUGUUUUCUCCGAUUAAAUAUUAUGAAAAAAAUUUUGCAAAUUGGAAAUAUAGAAGUUUAUAAUAUAA
Diorhabda sublineata is the source of this 1677-nucleotide messenger RNA. It is a transcript of the gene stas, whose product is annotated as transmembrane protein 41B. Bases 169 to 942 code for a protein of 257 amino acids. Lineage: Eukaryota; Metazoa; Arthropoda; Insecta; Coleoptera; Chrysomelidae. The transcript has 4 exons. The record is from RefSeq and is a predicted model, not a curated record. Gene Ontology annotation, cellular component: endoplasmic reticulum membrane.